This is a messenger RNA of Puma concolor (puma), 789 nucleotides long. The record is from RefSeq and is a predicted model, not a curated record. NCBI's taxonomy places the organism in Eukaryota, Metazoa, Chordata, Mammalia, Carnivora, Felidae.
AUGGGCAAUGCGCAGGAGCGGCCCUCAGAGACGAUCGAUCGCGAGCGGAAACGCCUAGUGGAGACGCUGCAGGACGACUCCGGGCUGCUGCUGGAUGCACUGCUGGCGCGCGGCGUGCUCACCGGGCCUGAGUAUGAGGCGUUGGACGCGCUGCCUGAUGCCGAGCGCAGGGUGCGUCGCCUGCUGCUGCUGAUACAAAGCAAGGGCGAGGCCGCCUGCCAGGAGCUGCUGCACUGCGCCCAGCGUACUACGCGCGCGCCAGACCCGGCCUGGGACUGGCAGCACGUGGGCACUGGCUACCGGGAACGCAGCUACGACUCUCCAUGCCCUGGCCACUGGACGCCUGAGGCACCUGACUUGAGGACCGCUUGCCCCGAACCGCCCAGAGCUUCAGACUGUGACGAGGCUGGGGUUUCAGGGGGCUCGGAGGCAGUAUCCGGAACCCUCAAGGAACUCGAUCCGGAAGUGGAAGCUGAAGUCUCUGAAGGGGCUGAGCCAGAGUUGGAACCCCAAAUGGAUCCGGAACCAGAGCCAGCACCUGAACUGGAGCCAGAGCCAGAGCCAGAGCCAGAGCCAGAGCCCGACUUUGAGGCGGGUGACGAGUCUGAAGGCCCCAGCGAGGCUACCAAGGGACACAAACCCUCUGAUGCCAUCCCUACCUCCUGGGAUGCUCCUGCCCUCCCAGUUCCCCAAGAAACAUCUAGGCCAUGGAAGCAAAGAACAGUCAGCUUCAUGUUCGGGGAGCUGAUCUGGGGCCCUCUGUCCAGGGCCUCUGCCUACAGCCCUUAA